Penicillium cosmopolitanum is the source of this 1212-nucleotide messenger RNA. RefSeq names its product Gfo/Idh/MocA family protein. Bases 1 to 1212 code for a protein of 403 amino acids. Gene Ontology annotation, cellular component: cytoplasm. Gene Ontology annotation, molecular function: oxidoreductase activity; nucleotide binding. Lineage: Eukaryota; Fungi; Ascomycota; Eurotiomycetes; Eurotiales; Aspergillaceae. The record is from RefSeq and is a predicted model, not a curated record. Gene Ontology annotation, biological process: NADPH regeneration. The transcript has 5 exons.
AUGGCUCCUCCAAGUGUAUUGAUGGUCGGCACGGGCGAGUACACCACUGGCUUCGUCGGCGGUGGUGCCUCGGGCUCGGACAAGAAGGUUGGCGUCGUGGGCCUCACAUUGUUCGACUUGCGCCGCCGCGGUAAGGUCGGUGACUUGAGCAUGGUCGGCGUGUCGGGCAAGAAGUUCCCUGGCAUUCGUUUACAAUGGCCUCGACACUUCCUUCGCCUCUUCCCUGCCGACGACCAGACCGACCCCGACGCCUACAAGUCGGCAAUUGACGCCCUGCCCAAGGGCUCUGCCAUCACAAUCUUCACCCCAGACUCGACACACUACCCAAUUGCUCUGUACGCCAUUGAGCGCGGACACCACGUCCUGAUCACCAAGCCCGCCACCCAGCGAUUGGGGGAUCACCUGGCACUGGUAGAAGCCGCGCGCAAGCACGGCGUCUUCGUCUUCGUCGAACACCACAAGCGCUUCGACCCAGCCUACUCCGAUGCUCGCGCCAAGGCGAAGAACCUGGGUGACUUCAACUAUUUCUACAGCUACAUGAGCCAACCGAAGAGUCAGCUGGAGACCUUCAAGGCAUGGGCUGGUCGGGACUCAGAUAUCUCGUACUAUCUCAACUCGCACCACAUUGAUAUCAACGAGAGCAUGGUGCCUGACUAUAAGCCUGUUCGUGUUACAGCUACUGCAUCUCAGGGAACUGCUGCUUCCCUGGGCUGUGUUCCUGAAACCGAGGAUACGAUCACCCUCUUGGUAGAGUGGCGACGCAAGGAUGACCCUGCUAAGAUUGCGACGGGUGUGUACACAGCCAGCUGGACGGCGCCGCAGAAUGCGGGUGUGCACUCCAACCAGUACUUCCACUAUAUGGCGGCCAAUGGUGAGGUUCGUGUCAACCAGGCCAAGCGUGGCUACGAUGUGACUGGCGAUGACCAGGGUUUGAUCUGGGUGAACCCCUUCUACAUGAAGUAUGCUCCCGACGAGGAAGGUAACUUCGGUGGUCAGACUGGCUACGGCUACAUUAGCUUUGAGAAGUUCAUUGAUGCCGUGACGGGCGUCAACGAGGGUCGUUUGACACUCGACCAGUUGGAUGCUCGCCCUCUGCCUACCCUGAAGAACACCAUUGCCACUACGGCAAUCCUGGAUGCCGGUCGCAAGUCGCUGGACGAGAGACGGCCGGUUGAGAUCGUGUCAGAGGGCGACAAGUGGGAACUGAAGUAA